UCUGGGUUUUGGAAGGGGGGGUUUGUCUUCUGUGAAUGUUGGUUUAUCUUGUUUUUGUUCUUGUUUUUGGCCGUUGGUCUGGGUUGUGAGUUUAUCAAUUGAUUGUUUCGUUGACCUGUGCAUGCUUGGUUGGGUUUGAUUAUACUGUGAAUGGUGGUUGGCUUUGGUCUACGUCUACUACUGGGAUAAGUGAAUUUGGUAUCCAUGGCUCCUGUUGGACCUCGUGCUUCGAAAGAGGAGUUCAUGCAGGCUCUUGCCUUGGAUUCGCAGGAUCCGCAGCAUGAGCAGAUUUACAGGGCUAUGAGGGAUGAAGCGAUCAUCGUCUACAAUCGCCUCAACGAAGAUACCUCGCACCUCCUCGACAGCGUAGCGAAUGACCCGUCUACUAGGCCGCCCUUCUUCUGGCAUCAUAUCCGUCCCGAGCGUCAACGGUGGGGCAUCAUCGAAAUCGCGCAGAAUGCUGGGCCCUUGACCCGUCCUUUCUUCUCUCGCGGCGCCACGGCCGGUGAGUACGGUCCGAAUUGGGUGGCGGGGUGGUUGCUGUAUAGUGUGUUUCGGUCGAGGGAUGUUCGAAAUAAUCGCAAUCGGCGAAAGGGGGACGAUCAUGGUCAAGGCUUCAAGGCGAAGAAACAGGAAGAAGAUGCGCCGCCGACGAAGUACUAUGAUCCGGUGCGAAAUGGGUAGACAAGGAGCACGGAGGAUAUGGCAG
Aspergillus caelatus is the source of this 709-nucleotide messenger RNA. RefSeq lists its product as uncharacterized. Bases 205 to 684 code for a protein of 159 amino acids. The record is from RefSeq and is a predicted model, not a curated record. Lineage: Eukaryota; Fungi; Ascomycota; Eurotiomycetes; Eurotiales; Aspergillaceae. The transcript has 3 exons.